Cricetulus griseus (Chinese hamster) is the source of this 747-nucleotide messenger RNA. The record is from RefSeq and is a predicted model, not a curated record. Lineage: Eukaryota; Metazoa; Chordata; Mammalia; Rodentia; Cricetidae.
AUGGAGGACCCCGACAAGAAACUGAAUCAGAAGAGCGACGACAAACCCAGGAAAGUACGCUUCAAAAUCUCCUCUUCCUACAGCGGCCGAGUGUUGAAGCAGGUCUUUGAGGAUGGGCAGGAAUUAGAGUCACCCAAAGAGGAAUACCCUCACAGUUUUCUGCAGGAGGCCCUUGAACCAAUGGAUGGUGUUUAUGGGUCAGGAGAAGCCCCCAAGCCCCAGCUGUACUCCCCUAAACUGACUGCUCAGAGGAUCAGUGUGUUCCGAGACAGCAGUGCCUACACUCUGGCAGGCAGCCAUUCUCUGUUCAAUGACUACAAGGCAAACGACCAUAAGCCUCCACCUAUUAUAGACUUUGGGAAGAUAAUUAUCUACACAAACAACCUGAAAAUCAUCCGAACCCCGAUGGACAAAGGGGACUUCAUGAGGAAAAUCCUCCAGAAGGAAGAGAUUGCUGAGAAAGAGGCUCUGAUGAGCACAGGAGAAAGCGAUGGAGACAGGGAGCAAAAUGCCAGCCCCCUGCCGGAUACCGAAGGCACGUUUCUCCAUAAUCAGCACACACAGGAUGGGUUGGUCCCUGAGGACAACUGUCUCCACUGCCAGGGGUCCGGCAUCGCCACCUGUUCUCUGUGCCAUGGCAGCAAGUUCUCAAUGCUGGCUAACAGAUUCAAGGAGUCCUAUCGAGCCCUCAGGUGCCCGGCCUGCAAUGAGAAUGGCCUGCAGCCUUGUCGAAUUUGCAGUUCAUAG